Messenger RNA from Larimichthys crocea (large yellow croaker), 2360 nucleotides. It is a transcript of the gene tdg.1, whose product is annotated as thymine DNA glycosylase, tandem duplicate 1. The record is from RefSeq and is a predicted model, not a curated record. The transcript is spliced from 11 exons. Bases 295 to 1671 code for a protein of 458 amino acids. Gene Ontology annotation, molecular function: uracil DNA N-glycosylase activity; pyrimidine-specific mismatch base pair DNA N-glycosylase activity. Gene Ontology annotation, biological process: base-excision repair, AP site formation. Gene Ontology annotation, cellular component: nucleus. Lineage: Eukaryota; Metazoa; Chordata; Actinopteri; Sciaenidae.
GGUGUCAAAGUUGACUCGGCAGUGCUGUCAUGUCUUUGUUGCCUGUGUUGCUCCUCGUAUGUUGUGAACAGAAGAGCGGGAUGGAUGAAAAAUAAACCGUUAUCCGCACAGAAGAAACCAGUUUAAAGCUUACCCGCAACAGGUUCGUGUACGCCUUUAAACGCCGCUGAACCGUGCGCACUUUGUGUGCGAAGACUCCCAGCGGAGGCGAAACCAUUCAUCCGUGCUAAGUUAGCCGGACGGCUAGCUGUCGGCUAACAUUAGCUGCAGUUGUGGCACUGCUGAAACCAAAAGAUGGAAGAAAAGCUGAACGGAUCAUUCCCUGUUGUGUCCCCGGAGUAUCUUCAUCAGUGGGUUCAGUCUGCACAGCAGUUUCAAGCUCUCCAGGCCCAAUAUUCAGGCUUCAACUCCAACCAUCAGUUGCACUACCCUGAGGGGCAGGCAGGAGAAACGGCCAUGGCCAAUCCAGAACCCAUGAUGGAUCAGCAGGAACCUGCCAACCUGGCAAAACCCCCAGCGAAAAAGAGAGGCAGACAAACUCAACCCAAGGAACCCAAGGCACCCAAGGCACCCAAACCACCAAAAGUCCCAAAGGCACCCAAGGCACCAAAACCACCAAAGCCACCUAAGGACCCUAAUGCACCUAAAGCUAAACCUGGUCCUAAACCCAAAAAGGCCACUGAGGCUCAGGGUGAUGGCAAGCAAGAGAAGAUAGAUGAGAGCUUCAAGAAGGUGAAGAGGAAAAUUGACCGUUUCAAGGGAAUGUCCGAGGAGGAAGUCAUGAAAAGAACUCUACCAGACCUGCUGGAUUACAACCUGGACUAUGUCAUUAUUGGUAUCAAUCCAGGACUGAUGGCAGCUUUCAUUGGACGCUGGUUUCCAGGUCCUGGAAAUCAUUUUUGGAAGUGCCUGUUUCUGUCUGGAUUUACUGAGGAACAACUCAACCACAUGCAUGACACCACCCUGCCCGUCAAGUACAAAAUGGGCUUCACCAACAUGGUGGCCAGGGCAACGCCAGGCAGCAAAGACCUCUCAAGUAAAGAGUUACGUGAAGGAGGAAAGAUUCUCGUAGAGAAGCUGAAGAAGUAUAAACCUCUUAUUGCUGUUUUCAAUGGAAAAUGCAUCUAUGAAAUGUUCUGCAGAGAGCUGUUUGGUAAAAAACCAAAAAAACUAGAUUUUGGUUUGCAGCCAGACAAGAUCCCCGACUGUGACGUGGCUCUGUAUCUGAUGCCUUCAUCCAGCGCACGAUGCGCUCAGUUCCCUCGUGCUCAGGACAAAGUCCACUUCUACAUUAAACUGAGGGAGCUCAGAGAUCAGCUGAAGGGCGUCCAACGAACCUCUGAGAUCGAGGAGGUUCAGUACUCGUUUAACCUGCAACUGGCCAAGGAGGAUGCCAAGAGGAUGGCGAUAAAGGAGGAACAAUAUGAUCCUGGUUAUGAAGACGCAUACGGUGGAGCAUAUGCAGAGAGAGGACCUGAAGGGGAACCGGCCCAGAGCCAGACCAACGGUCACUGUACAUUCUCAUCUGUAGAAAACAGAGCAGAAGGAGCACCGGAGGCGGCCACGUCACAAACGGCAGAAGGCCAGCUCCCGGACGGACAGUGGAUGACCCAGUCCUUUGCAGAUCAGAUCCCAGACAUCAGUGGGGGACCAAAGGGCGGCAGCGCAUAAGAAAAGGACUUCUUUUGUCAGGUUUUAGAUGGUUUUCCUUUUUAUUAGGGUCCGAGUGGGAUAUACGCACACAGACGGACUUUUUAGACAUUUUGCAGAAUAUUCUUUCUGCAUUUUUUUUUUCUGGUCUUGUAUACAUGUAUGAUCAUCUUCAUGACAGUCUUUUUAAAUAUGUGAAAUCAGGGACUUAACAAUGAUGCUUGACUGUCUUUUGAAGAAGGUCAUGUAUUUAAAUGUUUGUUUUGCCUUUGUACUGUACUGUACUGCACUGUGAUGCAGUAAUUGUAAACAUUCACAUCUACUGUUUGGACAGUAGAUUAAACUUCAGAUGGUUAUUUUAUGGGCUUGACUCAUCAGUGUGAGCCGAUAUGAUCCUCUAUGUUAAGUGAGGAUUUAGCUAGCAUUAAUGUUUUACAUUUAUGGUGCUAUGAACUGACCGCAAUGCAAAGUGGUCACACCGUGAAACCACACUCGACAUGGAUGUUAGAGAUUCAACAGGAGGAAUUUCUGGCAAGCCUUCCAAUAUACUGUUACAACACAAACAGGUUUUUAUUUUAACCUUAUCACUUUUUUUGUUUUAGGAAAUUUAGAAUUAUGUUUUGUAUGUUGAUGAAAAUGUCAUUCACAAGGAAUUUUAUGAAACAUUUGUCCAUUAAAAUGUCCUGAUGAUGCUUUUUCUAUAUUAUUGA